Parasteatoda tepidariorum (common house spider) is the source of this 336-nucleotide messenger RNA. Its product is annotated as insulin-like. The record is from RefSeq and is a predicted model, not a curated record. Gene Ontology annotation, molecular function: hormone activity. Lineage: Eukaryota; Metazoa; Arthropoda; Arachnida; Araneae; Theridiidae. Gene Ontology annotation, cellular component: extracellular region.
AUGGUUAAGAAACUUGCUCCUAUUUCAAUGCUUUUGUGCGCUACCAUCCUACAUUCUACUCUGUCGAUGAAUAAUGCACUUCAGGUACGAGCCUGUGGAAGUAACCUAGCAAAUUUACUGCGAGAUGUGUGUACAAGAUUAGGAGGCUAUCCUGAACCUAUAAAUCAAAAACGAAAUACUGAAGUGCAGUCUGAAAUCACAGAUCUCUUCACGUUUCAACCUAUAGAUGCAUUUAGCUAUGUUCUUCGCCAAGUACGAUCUGGAGGAGUUGCAUCCGAGUGCUGUCAUCGAUCCUGUACUCUGAGUACUCUAGAAGCAUACUGCGGGAAUAAUUAA